This is a messenger RNA of Acanthosepion pharaonis, 789 nucleotides long. The record is from the annotation of a GenBank genome assembly. NCBI's taxonomy places the organism in Eukaryota, Metazoa, Mollusca, Cephalopoda, Sepiida, Sepiidae.
AUGUAUGCACAUUGGGAAUUAUUUUUGAUUUUCCUUUCUUUUUUCCUACAUUCUUCAUUCCAUCUUUCUUUCUUUCUUUUUCUUUUUUUUUCUUUCUUUAUGAUUUUGUGUUAUUCUCUCUACUUUGAUUUCCUUUUUCUUUCUUCUGCCGGCCUCACAUUCUUUCUUUCUUUCUUUCUUUCUUUCUUUCUUUCUUUCUUUCUUUCUUUCGUUGCGCUUUCCUUCUUCACUACAUUCUUUCUUUUUUUAACUUUUUCUCAUCUUUUCUUUCUUUCUCUUUUUCUUUCUUUCUUUCUUUCUUUCUUUCUUUCUUUCUUUGAACUUUACUUGUUCCCUUUACGUUUUUUCAAACUCUUCUUUCUUUCUUUCUUUCUUUCUUUCUUUCUUUCUUUCUUUCUUUCUUUCGUAGCACUUUUCCUUUCUUUCUUUCUUUCUUUCUUUCUUUCUUUCUUUCUUUCUUUCUUUCUUUCUUUGAGAUCUCCUUCCCUACAUUCCGUCUUUUUUGCAACUUUCUUUCUUUCUUUCUUUCUUUCUUUCUUUCUUUCUUUCUUUCUUUCUUUUAUAAACUAUUCUCAUUCCCUUCCUUACUUUUUCCUUAUAUUUAAGCUUUUUCUUUCUUUCUUUCUUUCUUUCUUUCUUUCUUUUUUCUUUUCUUUUCCCUUCCUUACUUUUUCUUUGAGAUUUCCUUUUCCUUUCUUUCGUUCUUUUUUUCAACUUUUCUUUCUUUUCUUUCUUUUUUCUUUCUUUCUUUCUUUCUUUCUUUUCUUUCCCUUCUUUCCGUCUUUUUAA